CGUCUUUUACUUUCUGAAAUUAAUUCUGUCUGAAAAACCUGAAUAUAAGUCAUGUUCUCGGACGUCACUGAGCCGAAGCAGACGCUGCUGUGCCAGCCGGGUUCAGAGAAGCCUGUGUUUGAGCGUGAGGAGUUAUCCUACACCGGCUGUUCGGAGUGCUUCAGACUGGGUGAGCGUAGCUUCAGUCGCCAGUACGCUCACAUCUACGCGACCCGUCUGAUGCAGAUGAGGGAGAUCCUCAACGAGAGAGCUCGGCAGAAAUGGGGAACCGUGGUGCCCAUCAGGAAGCUGUGUGAUCUGCAGACGGGUGAACAGUGUGUCAUAGUGGGGACUUUGUUCAAGCACAUGGAGCUGCAGCCGUCCAUCCUGAAGGAGAUCAGUGAGGAGCACAACCUGCUGCCACAGCCGGCCCGUACCAAGUACAUCAGCCAAUCAGACGAGCUUAUCUUGGAGGAUGAGCUGCAGAGAAUCAAACUGGAGGGCAAAAUCGAAACAUCCAAGUUUGUUACCGGAAGUGUGAUUGCCAUCCUGGGUGCUGAGAAAAAUGAUGGCAAAUUUACGGUGGAGGAUUUCUGCCUGGCUGACCUGCCUCCCCAAACUCCCAGAGAGCCUCUCAAGACUGACCGGUUCGUGCUGCUGGCCUCGGGUCUGGGCCUGGGUGGCAGUAAGGCAGAGAGCAUGCUGGGAUUGCAGUUGCUGGUGGACACUGUGACUGGACAUCUCGGGGAUGUGGGCGAGCAGAGCGGGGCGGCGUCUAUCUCUCGCGUCCUGUUGGCUGGAAACCUGCUGAGUCGAAGCACACAGGAUAAAGACUCCAGUACAAAGGCGAAGUAUCUGACCAAGAAGACUCAGGCCGGCAGCGUGGAGGCCAUCAGACUUCUGGACGAGCUGCUUCUUCAGCUAGUCGCCUCCGUACCGGUGGAUGUGAUGCCGGGAAAGUACGAUCCCACUAACUUCACUCUUCCUCAGCAGCCUCUGCACGGGUGCAUGUUCCCUCUGUGUGGGCCGUACCCCACCCUGCAACUGGUCACUAACCCCUACCAGGCUGAAGUGGACGGUGUUCGAUUUCUGGGCACAUCAGGGCAGAACGUGAGCGACAUCGUGAAGUACAGCAGCGCGGACGAUCACCUGGAGAUUUUGGAGAACACGCUGCGACUCUGCCACCUCGCACCUACCGCACCUGAUACACUGGGGUGCUACCCGUUCUACCAUAAGGACCCGUUCAUCCUGGAAGAGUGUCCACACGUGUACUUCACUGGGAACGCACCAAGCUUCCAGUCCAAACUCAUCAACGGACCUGAGGGGCAGGAGGUGCUGCUGGUGACAGUCCCAGAGUUCAGCAGGACCCAGACAGCGUGUCUGGUGAACCUCCGUACGCUGGAGUGUGAGCCAAUCAGGUUCUCCGCCUUCUCCACUGAGGAGGAGGAUGAGAGCGAGAUGAACAUCAGCCAUUAAGCUUAAAUAUGAGCACUGUGUGUGUGUGUGUGUGUGUGUGUGUGUGUGUGUGUAACGUUUACAAAAAACCCUGGAAAGAUGCACCAAUGUUUCUCAUACUCAGUUCUCUCGGGGUUUAAUGCCAAUCACUUGUAGAUCAUUCGACCAGAGCGUCCAAACUUUUGUGUACGACUGUGUUGUGACCCUGUGCAGCAAAACAAAGAACUCUGUCAUUUUUGCAUGAGAAAAUAAAUGCAGCAGCACUUGCGCGGCUUGUAAAAAGACGUCGGCGGAUCAGGAAACGUCACAAGUGAGCAGUGUGUAAACAAGCCUUUAUUAGAUGCUGAUAUUACAGUGGGUUCGACCCUGAGGUCUCUGAGAGAAUCGUUUUCUGCAGACACGCUGAUGAUAAAGAAAUGUAAAUAAAGCCACUUUUCUCUA
This is a messenger RNA of Trichomycterus rosablanca, 1875 nucleotides long. It is a transcript of the gene pold2, whose product is annotated as polymerase (DNA directed), delta 2, regulatory subunit. Gene Ontology annotation, cellular component: delta DNA polymerase complex. Gene Ontology annotation, molecular function: DNA binding. NCBI's taxonomy places the organism in Eukaryota, Metazoa, Chordata, Actinopteri, Siluriformes, Trichomycteridae. The record is from RefSeq and is a predicted model, not a curated record. Bases 52 to 1455 code for a protein of 467 amino acids. Gene Ontology annotation, biological process: DNA strand elongation involved in DNA replication; DNA replication. The transcript is spliced from 11 exons.